AUUCGGUGAUUAAGUUUCCGAAAUCCCAUUCUUCCCACAUAGAUACCAUUUUAUGAACUUUCCUCAUAUUCCUUACUUGUCAUUUUCCCAUUUUUCCAGUCUUUUAUAUACUCACACAGCACAUUGAAGAAGUCGAAUCUCUUUAGCCUCAACCUUCCGACCAAUAAAAAGCUCAAUAUAAAUUAAUUCCAUAGAAACAAGAAGGAGAAGAGGAGGAAGAAGAUUAGAAGAAGGAAAGAAGAGAUGGAGAUGAGUGGUUUACAAAGGUCUACAACGUCGUUUAGGAGACAAGGGUCGUCGGGGUUAGUAUGGAAUGACAAGUUUUUAUCAGGAGACUUGAACCGAAUGAAUCUUAAUAAUAAUAACAAUCAAGAAAAUAUGAUAAGACGUAGCCAAUCGGACGGAGGCGGUGGACAUAUGUACCGGACAAUGAAUGCGGCAUCGCCUAGCGUGGACCCUCCUUCCCCUAAGGUCUCCGGUUGUGGGUUUUGUGGGGUUUUUGGCAAACCGGUCGCAACCAAGAAAAGAAGAUCAAACAAAAGUAAGUCAUGAUCAUAUAUAUAGCUUCAUUUUGUACAUGUUCUGAGUAUGCUAGAGGGCAUUCCAAUUCCAAUUAUGUGUGAUUUUUUUAGGGGUUAAAUUUCCUCACAUGGAGAAUUCCAGUUGAAAAUUAUAUUGUGAAAUAGAAAAAAAUGGUGUAUAACAGCACAAACCUCGAACUUACAUGUUUGGUUUGUUUUCAACAUCUUAUGUUUCAUGGGAUAUUGUUCUAGAGAUGGUUUUCUUUCAGAGCUUUGUGUUGAUUUCUUUUGUUUAAUACCUUUCUAUAGUUUUGGUCUUAAAAAUUUUAUGCAUUUGAGUUUGUAAAGACCAAAAAAAUUUCAGACCCCUCUCUGCUCUGGGAGUUAUGUAAAGGACAAAUCAAUCCAGCCAUUAAAACAUAGCUAGCUCUCAAUCUAUCAGCAGCCACAGAGGGGCCAAGGGGGUCAGGUCUGGCUGGAAAUCAUGCCUUGAUUGAUCUAGGCUCCAAUUUUCACUUUUACCCUCUUUCAGAAUAAGAAAAAAAAAAGUCCAGGAGGAACAGAAAAAUACAAAGUGAAUUGACUUUAAAGAUGAUUCACUUAAUGUUCACUUUUACAAUGUUCUUUCAUUUACAAACUUGAUGCAGAGGAAAAUACAAAUUACCAUGCUGGUAAAAUAAUUAAGAACUAGAGAAAAGAAAAAGCAGGUAUCUAUA
Molecule: messenger RNA, 1237 nt
Organism: Durio zibethinus
Lineage: Eukaryota; Viridiplantae; Streptophyta; Magnoliopsida; Malvales; Malvaceae
Source: RefSeq, a predicted model, not a curated record